CGCCUUGUUUUUGCAAUCUCGUUCUUUGAAUUGAUCUGUGAUAUUGAACUGCGGAAGUCUUACGGUACGAAAUUGAUUUCCUACGCAGUUAUAUGCGCGUCUGGAAAUAUGAUAGUGUCCGGUAAUACAAUACGUCACUAUGGCCUACCAUGCAUGAUACAUGAUCAGCUCGGCCAGCUUACCCGUCGGCCUUCGCUGAGCAGCAACGGUGCUGCAGGCAGCUGCGCUAGCUAAUGGAAUUGGAUCUGUUUUGGUGGACCUGUCAUAAGCCCAGGAUCAACUGGUCUGACCCUAACCUGUACUACUGUAUGGCUGUUAUUAUAUUUAAUCCAGUCUUCUGGAACUGUGUUGCAAGAUUGGAGUAUAAUAAGAAGGUUAUCAGCAGGCUUAUUGGUUCACCAAAUAGAGGAUGUAUGCUAUUGGCAGCUACCAUUGUAUUUCUUGCUCUAGUGAGAAGUAGACGAUUUCAGCUAGCUAUUGGUACUCAGUACAAAUGGGAACUUCUAGAAUCCAACUUGAUCUGGUUGAUAGGGGGAGGAUUAUUAGCUAUUGGGAUUAUUCUUGUCAUAUCGAGUUUCUUUGCAUUAGGAUUUUAUGGAACAUAUCUAGGUGAUUAUUUUGGUAUUUUGAUGGAAGAGAAAGUGACUUCCUUUCCAUUUAACAUUGUCAAUGAUCCUAUGUAUGUUGGUUCUGUACUGGAACAUCUUGGCAUUGCACUUCAGUCUGCAAGUCCAACAGGUUUAUUAUUAACAACUAUCCUGGCAAUCAUGUACAUCAUAGCAAUGCAAUUUGAAGGGCCUUUUACAGCUGAAAUAUAUGCACAGAAAGCACUGGAGGAAAGCAAGAAAAACAAAUAAUAUUGUUUUCAAUUCAUCUAUAAAGAAAAUACCCCCUGUUCAAUUUUCAGAAGUUUAACAUGUAAGCAUUAGCAAAAUUAAAAUAGCUGAAACUUCAGCAGAUAUCUGUCAUUAUAUCAAAAUAUUUGUUCUUGAUAUGUUGAUCUAAUUCAUAAUGUUUAAUAACUAGCUCUCUGUCAUGUUUAAAUUGUACAAUUUAGAAUUUGCUUUCUGUUUUAAAGGUAUGUUUUUGUAGCAUUUUUGUGCUAUUUUUUUGGUAUUUACACCAAUGCUAUCCAACCAUUCAAAAGGAGAAGAGGAAAGAAAUAAACAGCAACAGUACUUAGAUGCGAUAAUAUAUUAAACUUAUUAAUGAUUGUACAUUUAAAAAUUCCAACAUGCAUGAAUGAUUUUUUAUUAGUUUGUACACAACCUUUUGUACAAAAUCAAACCAAGUAUAAUUAUGAAAACAAUUCAGUUUAGUAAAUUAAUUGCUGUGAGAGUUUUACUAUGAUUUAAAAGACAUAGUCUACAGUAACUUAAAAUAUGUUGAUUGUAACUGUACUGUUGGCUGCAUAACCUCUGUUUAUUACUACAUGUGACAAGGUUUGAUUUAUGAAUUUUGCUUAAUGGUUUUGAAUGUCAAGUUGUAACAGACAUGGAAACAGUUGGGAUUUCUUGAUUGGUUUUGUGUUGGAUUUUGUGCUGAUGAUGUUGAUGUUACCAUUAAUAUCAAAAUGUAGAAAACUUUCUCAUCACCUUGUAAAACAGUAAAAUGAAGAAAAUGUGAACUUACAAUUCUUCUUUGUGAAUUUAAUCCAUUUUUUCUCAUGAUAUGUGUAAGCCCAAUGAUGUCUUCCUAAGGAGCAUGAUUAAGGUUUUAAUAAUUGUUCAUUAGUGUGACUUAUACAUGUAUAUAUUGAUUUAGUAAUGUCAUGAAAAAUAAUAAUUUAGCUUUUAAAUUGCUUAUUACCAUUCAAGGAAUGAAUAUUCAUGCCAAGCAUAAAUUUACUACACAAGGGUUGAAUGCAGCAUAUAGAUUAUUUUUAUACUAACAGAAAUCUAUACUCUUGAUUAAGAUAAUAAUAUGCCCAAAAAGCUAUCAAUUAAGAUUGUAUCCUGAGUUGGUCACCACAUUCCAUUCUUUGAAAAUAGACAAAAGGAAAAGAAAAAGAAAAAUAAUCAUAAUAUUUUUUUUUCAAUUUGAUGUUUAGAUUACAUCUUUAACAAAACAUGAUUUUAUAUGAUAUAAUCAUAUAUAAUUUAUAUGACAGUGAAUUCACACUUUAAGAUGUUUGUUUUAGAUAUAUAUAGGUUUUAAUUUAUUCUUUUACAAAGUUUGCUUAUUCUACACAGACUAAAUUUUAUAUAUGCUGUACAUUUACCCUGAAAAAAUAUGUUAUUAUUCAGAGUUUGAAAAUGUUGGUAACAAACUUGUGAUUGAAAUGUACUUUCUAUUUCAAAUCAACUUUGAUCUGUUUGAAAACCUUGGGAAUGUCUGUUUUUUAUGAAAUUCAUUGGAAUAACAUAGCAAUUUUAGUGAAUGAACAAGUUUGGAAGAAAACUGUUGUUAUGAUAUUUUGUAUGGAAUUUACAUUGAGAAAGCAUUUUUUAUGAUUAAAAAAAUGGUAAUCAUCAUAUUUGUAAUAUUUUUUAUUAAAAGAAUAUGAAG
This is a messenger RNA of Lytechinus variegatus (green sea urchin), 2508 nucleotides long. Its product is annotated as phosphatidylethanolamine N-methyltransferase-like. Gene Ontology annotation, biological process: phosphatidylcholine biosynthetic process. The coding region runs from base 234 to 857 and encodes 207 amino acids. NCBI's taxonomy places the organism in Eukaryota, Metazoa, Echinodermata, Echinoidea, Temnopleuroida, Toxopneustidae. Gene Ontology annotation, molecular function: phosphatidylethanolamine N-methyltransferase activity. The record is from RefSeq and is a predicted model, not a curated record. The transcript has 6 exons.